Macrobrachium nipponense is the source of this 3075-nucleotide messenger RNA. It is a transcript of the gene IntS4, whose product is annotated as integrator complex subunit 4-like. Gene Ontology annotation, cellular component: integrator complex. The transcript is spliced from 13 exons. The coding region runs from base 101 to 2953 and encodes 950 amino acids. Gene Ontology annotation, biological process: snRNA processing. NCBI's taxonomy places the organism in Eukaryota, Metazoa, Arthropoda, Malacostraca, Decapoda, Palaemonidae. The record is from RefSeq and is a predicted model, not a curated record.
UACUCGUAUAUCUCUCUUAAUAAUGGUAUUUCAUCUAUGAAAAGUAUAAAAUUUGCCCAAGAUUACUCAAAUGCGGUGAAAAUAUUUUAUUUGUACAACAAUGGCUGCCUUAUUAAAGAAGAGAGCGCUAGCUGAGUACUGCCAGACGAUUGUGGAGGAAGCUCCGAAGCCUACCAAAAGGCUUCAGUUAGUGCGUCGCACUCGCACUGUAGAUCACAGUGAUUUUAGCAGUGCUUCUUUAGAAUCUACAGAUCCUCAGCUGUUGCUUCCAACACUAGUUAAUUUACACCACUCUUUGCCCAUUUCGGGAGAGCUGCAGGGAGAAGUGAUCCAAGCACUUAUCCUGCUUCUUCAAAAUGACUCUCUUCCGCCUAUUAUCACAAUCAAAGUUUUGGCUAUCCUUGCAGCCAUUAUCACUACUCACUCCCAAGCUCAGCUUGUGUUUGAAGAAGUUCUGAGUGUGUCAAGGAGAUCUAAGUCGAAUAAAGUCAUUGCUCAGGUGGUGCAUACUGUUUGUGCUUUAUCUCAGUGUCCUCCUGUUGAUGCCAAAUAUCAGGAUCAGGUUAUCCAGUUGGCCUUAUCUCAGUGCAACACUACUAAUUAUAUUAUAAAGGUGAGAUCAUUAGAAGCUAUUGGUAGCUUGUGUCCAAUUGAAGUUGGCCGAGUGCAGACUUCUAUAAUGAAAACCCUAAUUGACCAUACAACUCACCAAGAUAACCGUGUGAGAACAGCCGCUUUCAAUGCUCUUCUGCUUGUACAAGAGAAAGGAGUGAAACUAUCUGAGGAAGUUUAUGAGAAACUGUGCAGUGCUCUCACAGAUGAUUACCAGUGUGUUCGAGAGGCAGCUCUCACGCUAAUAAAGGUUGUAGCUGAGAGUGAUUCAGAACGUUUAGUUCCUAUCCCGGACAGUGAUCACCACGUACGUUUAGUUGAUCAUGCAUUCUCACAGAUAUGUAAUGUUGUCAAUGAUAUAAGUGUCCGUGUAAGAACACAGGCAGCUUCGCUGUUGGGCAGCAUGACCAAUGUAUCUGAGUAUUUCCUGCAGCAGACCCUUGACAAGAAACUUAUAUCUAACUUAAGGAGGAAACGCUCUGCCCAUGAACGUGCCCGGGCAAUGGUAGCCUCAGGGGAGUGGUCAUCAGGCAAACGUUGGGCAGAUGAUGCACCAAAGGAGGAAGUAGAGGCAGAUUCAGUAUCAGUCAUUAACACGGGCGCUUGUGGUGCUUUUGUUCAUGGGUUAGAAGAUGAGUUCCUUGAGGUUCGGAAUGCAACGUUGGAUUCUAUUUGUGCUCUGGCUCUUAAUAAUGCUCAGUUUGCCAACCAGUCACUGGAUUUCUUGGUUGACAUGUUCAAUGAUGAAAUUGAAGAAGUUCGCCUGAAAGCAAUACAGGUUCUUCAACAAGUUGCACCACAUAUAACUUUGAGAGCAGACCAGUUGGGUGAAAUUCUCCAUGCUUUAAAAGAUGCUUCACUAGACAUUCGAGAAUCCUUGCACACUUUUCUUGCAACCACAUUGCUCUCCACAAUGGAUUGUGUAAAGCUUUGUGUAACUGGCCUAUUGGAAAAUUUAAGAAGAUAUCCUCAGGAUAAACGCAGUAUUCACAAAUGCCUGCGUCUUAUGGGUUCAAAUCACCCAAUCCUUGUUCAAAGUUUGGUGCCUCAGCUUCUUGCAAUACAUCCAUACUUUGAUGGUGUGGAGCCCAGUGUACAAGAUAGUGAAUAUAUAUGUAAGCUGAUACUGGUGUUGAAUGCAGCUAAACACUGCCCAACCAUUCUGCCUCUUCUCGAACAGCACACGCUUCGGCACUAUGCAUAUCUUCGUGAUACGAUGCCCCAGCUUGUUCCAGUUUUAAAGCUUGACGAAGAAUGGCAGCCAACCGUUGAAACUGUUACUACCAACACCUCACGGUUUUUAAAGGAAUCAUUGGAGAAGGUAUCCUGCUUAGAUGGUGCCUCAACCCAGAUGAGGCUGUCGGUUUACCAGACAGUGUAUUCAGAUUUGAUCAAACUGGCAGAUAUUGAUCCAGCUUUGUCCCCUGCAGCUCAUUUUGCUGCAUUGUACACUCAGUGUAUGUUAUUAUUUAACAAAAUAAUGUCUACCAGGAAUUGGUUGACACCAUCAUCACUUUCUUUGCAACAAAGUGGAGCUCUUAAAAGUAAUGUGGAUCAGUUGCUGCGAAACACAUUUCGGCUACGUCAUGCUUUUACUAACUUGAGUCCCACCGAAGAAGCAAGCAUACGAAACCUUCGUGUCAGGACCUUAGCCUUACAGUUGGUGUAUGUUGUUCAUGGAUCUACAGGGUCUGCUUUAGGCUUGUGUGAUAACUUUUUAGAACACACUGAAGCUUUACACAGAUUCCUCACAGAUGAAAAAUUGAAAGCAGAUUCCUUUUUAGAAGCAGUGUUUGAAGAACUGAGUCAGCUAGAAGAGCCUCGACCUGGAGCCGUGGCACGUAUUUUACAGCCACUGCUACUAUCCAAUCCUGUCCCUGCAUUGGCUCCAAUCUCUAAUCCAGCUCAGGUACGCAUGUGUUCUGCAGAGAUUUCAGAACCUCAGGGAGAUAGUGAAUCAAUCCAUAAAUUGAGUGCUGGGUUAGUUGUUGGUGUACCUUUAGAUGCGGAAGUGUCUCACAUUCCAGAUCCUUCUACAUUACGCAUACGGGUAGCAUAUCCAGACCAUUCCACUCAUUUAAUUGUACCUCCUAAAAGUCACUUAAGGCCGGUUGGUCCUGGAACCUUCCGCCUGCUUACUACUGUCUUAGUUUCAGCUCAGAUGUCAUGGUCAGAGGCCUGUCAGGUUGGAAUAUCACUAGUAUUGGAUCUUAGUGACCAAGAAGUCUUGGCAGCAAGGAGGCAUUCUGUAGUAAAAUCAGAUGAUUCAGCUACUACUAUACAAUUAGUUAAACCUGUUAAAGUGUUUGUAUGGCCUAAGUCUAUUAGAAAAGGAAUAUAGAUUUAAUUUUACUGUAAAUGUCUCAUGUUUAUUUUUUUGAAUAAUGGAGUAUGUGUUGUUGUACAGUAUAGCUGCUAGUCAUAAUGUUAAAGUAUUUUUAAUAAAUUUAUAUUUGAGUAAAA